This is a messenger RNA of Cuscuta epithymum, 2882 nucleotides long. NCBI's taxonomy places the organism in Eukaryota, Viridiplantae, Streptophyta, Magnoliopsida, Solanales, Convolvulaceae. The record is from the annotation of a GenBank genome assembly.
GGUCUUGUGCAAAUCAAUAAUCAUCAUCGCAGUCGAACCUAUGGCAGUUUAUCUUCUCUCUAUUCCUCCCAAACCUCCGUUCUCAUGUACUUAACCGACGGAUCCCCCCUCCCAUUUCUAUCCCCUGUACGUAAUUAAUGCCUGUUUCGAAACGUCAAAGCCCUAAUUGAAGGGUCGGUUCCAUCAGAAUUCCCUCGCGAUGACGCUUGUAACUGGAGAUCGCUACCUGGAGUCUCUGGUGAAGUUCGUCGACAGCCACGCCGAGCCGUUGAUCGAAGCUUCUCUUGUCCUCAAGCUCAAUCCUAUAGGCCUUCACUACGUUUGCUCCAGGCUUGAGGCGCUCGCCGAGUUGGAAACCCUUCUUGCCGGUGCUCCCGUGGAUUACCUCCGCGCCUACGUCUCCGAUCUCGGUGACCACCGAGCUCUUGAGCAGCUUCGUCGGAUUCUUUGCCGCCUCCCCUCGCUGAAGGUCGUCUCCGUGCUGCCACCCCCGGCUAGGGACCCCUCCCCGCUCUCGUUGCUGCCUUUUGCCAGGUUGAAGGUUCUGGAGCUUAGAGGAUGUGACCUGUCUACUUCUGCUGCCCGAGGACUUCUCGAGCUCAGACAUACUCUGGAGAAGUUGAUAUGUCAUAAUUCAACUGUCAGUUCCGUUCCCUGAUUUGAUUUUUUAUACAAAAAUCAUUAGUUUAACAUUUCAGCCUGACGGUGGUGAGGUGCCUAAUUCUCUUAUAAAGUUACCAAUAAAUGCAAGAAUGCACUACGGCAUGUCUUUGCAAGUAGGAUUGCAGAUAUAAAGGUCUCACGUCAAUGGAACCGUUUGUCAUUUGUUUCCUGUGCUUGCAAUGGCUUGCUUCUCAUGGAUGAAUCCUUACAGCUCCUCCCUGCUAUUGAAACGCUAGAUUUGAGCAGGAACAAGUUUGCUAAAGUGGAUAAUCUCCGGAAGUGCACCAAAUUGAAGCUUCUAGAUCUUGGUUUUAAUCACCUCAGAAGUGUAUCAUCAUUUAAUGAGGUUUCUUGUUGCAUUCUCAAGCUUGUAUUGAGGAACAAUACUUUGACUACAUUGCAUGGAAUUGAGAAUCUGAAGUCACUAGUUGGACUCGAUGUGUCCAACAAUGUAAUAUCCAAUUUCUCAGAGAUUGAAGUCCUUUCCGAACUCUCAUCUCUUCAAAACUUGUGGUUAGAAGGAAAUCCUAUUUGUUGCGCAAGAUGUUGAAACUAGAUGAAGAAAAUCCUACCACAAGUGACUUGUGGAAGAGAAAAGUUAUUAUUGCCGGUAGGCAGAAACAACCUGCUAGCUUUGGAUUCUAUGCACCAGCAAGAGAUGGUGCUGACCUAAGAGCCAUAAAUACAAAAAGGAAGAAGGUGUCCAGACUGGUUAGCAUUAAAAAUGAAGAUAUCGCAUUCCUGUUAUCAGAUCAAGAUUCCGUAUCUUGUGAUAAUGACAUUCACAGCAAAGUGGGGAGUGCCAAUUCUGACCAGGAAUCUGAAAUUGUUGACUUAAUGAACAGGAUCGAACUUAUGAAGAAAAAACGGUCUGAUCUCUGGUUGCAGGAGUUCCAAGAUUGGAUGGAUCGUGAUUCUGACGAUUUCUUUGGCUGUAUUGAAGGUAUAGGGCCCAAUUUAAAUUCUAAAAGAAGUCAUCAACGGAAAGGAAAGGUUAGCAUUAAGCAGCAAGGUGAGACCUCAAAUGUUAGUUGUACAAAUGUUCUAGAACCAGAAACCUCUUUUGCAGAGAGAUCAAUUGGUUGUAAUGCACGAAGAUACUCUACACAUAUAGGGGAAGCAUCUUCAAAAAAUGUUAUGGAACUCUGGAAGGAACAAGAGAAUGUCAAUUCGUCAAGCAAUGAAGUAAGUCUGCCUGUGAGUGCUAGAAUAACUUCUUCUGAUUCUGUUGUUAACGCAGAGGGUGAUAAGAUAAGUGGCAAUAAAAAUGCUGCAGCGAGUUAUUUUCUUGAUACACAUUCAUCCUUCACUAGCACUGGAUCCCCUCCUCAUUACAAAGAGGAUAUUCUGCAUAGACGACUCAAUCUGGAAGAAGAAUUUCUGCAGCUUUCUACAGAAUCUCUUUCGGUAGAAUCUUCUGAUAGCGAUACAAGUUGCAGCGAGGAAGAUUCCAUUCAAUAUAAGCAGGCCAAAUCUUGGGUUGACCAGUCAGUUACUGGAGAUCUCAUUGAAAGUGGUGAUGAAUGCUGUCUACCUGAAACACAAAUUGCUUUGAAUCAAAAUGAUGAACAUACAUCAGACGCAUAUACUGAAGGAAAUUAUAGCUACAUAGUGGAGGUUCAAGGAGCUGACUGUGCUAGAAAAGAUACUGAAGUGGUAGAUUUUGUGGUGCAAGAGGCCAAUUGGCUAGAGAACAAAAAGUCUAAAAGGAAACCUAAAAGGAGAAUGAUAUCACUACCUGAGGAGGCCAAUACAAAUGGUCAAAUUGAGCAACCAAAAAAGGCAAAUGAAAAAAUAAAUACUUGUAGAGGUGAUGAAGAUCGAAUUUAUUUCCUUGCCAAUUUCCAUAAUGCUUCCCUGGAGACUUGACAAUUCAAGUACAAUGAGCAAAAUUGCCUGUGGAUCAUAAAGAUGAACCUUUCUCUGAGAAGAAAUCAAUAUCUAGUGGGGUACAGCAUUUUGUUGACGGUUACUUCGUCCCAAAUGUUUCACAAGCUGGAUCUCAUGAAACUAUUCAGAUAUUUGUAGGGUGCUAUUGUUUAGUUUAUGAAGAAAAUAGGUGCAGUGAAAAGUAAAUAUAUGUCUAUUACAGCUAGUUGAUUUCUUUCUAUAAAUAUUUAAAGAUGUAGAUUUCACAUUUGUAACUCGUAUAGUACGCAUUUCAUGAUAUGUAUUUUUUUCAAAAAUAAUGCCAUUAGUACUACACUAAUGGGCUUGAC